CGUCACGUUGCUUUACGGUCAUGUGAUGUUCUUUGAGUCCUACCCAUUGGCAUUUGACCAAAACCACUUAACCUGCUCCAAGUUCAUCUAAAAAAAUAUCGUUGUUGUAUCUUUCCUUAUGGCAACCUCGUUUUUGGAUCAGUAUGAAGCGCUGGACGUUAUUGGAAAUGGCGCGUUUGGUAUCAUCCGCAAAGUCAGAAGAAAAGCGGAUGGAACAACUUUCGCGCGGAAGGAGCUCAGAUUUGAGAAGAUGCAAGAGCGAGAUAGAAAGCAAAUUGUUGCCGAAGUGAACAUUCUCAAAGAACUUCACCAUGAUCAUAUCGUUAAAUAUCAUGAUCGCUACGUCGACAAAGAAUCGGGUAUUCUAUAUAUCGUCAUGGAAUACUGCGGCGGCGGCGAUUUAUCCAUGGUUAUUCAACAAGCUCAAAAACACAACCGGCCAAUACCAGAAGAUACUAUUUGGAACUACUUUAUGCAACUAUUACUCGCUUUGCAACACUGUCAUCAUCCGAAUGGACACGGGAGAAACAGCAGUGGGACGUGUAAUCCCAUGUCUGAAAAUGAAGGGAGAGAACGAAGGAACCAAAUAUUGCAUCGAGACUUGAAGCCUGACAAUGUCUUCUUGGAUGAAAACAACUCGGUCAAACUCGGAGACUUUGGAUUGUCGAAAUCUCUGCUUCAAACUAAUUUCGCAAACACAUACGUUGGGACGCCUUAUUAUAUGUCUCCAGAAGUGAUGCAAGAGAAGGCUUAUGAUUCCAAAUCUGACAUAUGGUCGCUGGGCUGUUUGAUUUACGAACUCUGUGCUCAUAAACCUCCCUUUCAUGAAGCUAAGAGUCACACUGAACUUAGCAUCUUAGUCCGUAAUGGACGCAUACCUCCACUACCGAAAGGAUAUUCACAGUCCUUAGCGGGUGUUAUCAAGGCGAUGUUGAAUCUUAACCCCGCGAUGCGCCCUUCUGCAGCCCAAUUGUUACAGCAUGAACGACUUGAGCUUGUGUUCAAAGUGUCUGAGACGGAAAAGAUGUUGGCUACUGUUAAACUGCACAAGAACGCAAUUGUUGCCCGUGAGCGAGAUGUCGCCGCACGGGAAGCCGCCAUCAUUGUCCGCGAGCAACAACUUGAAACCCGAGCGGCUCAGACUGAGAUUGAGUUGAAUUCGCUUCGUCAUACAAUCUCCCAGAAUCAACACCUUCAAUUCUCCCAGCAGGACUUAGAAGUCGCAAUUCAACAAGCAAUUGCUCGACGAGAAGAGGAGCUUCGUGUAUUGGUGUUGCAUAGAGAGGAGGAAGUGGCUGUAGCAAUUGCCAAACGUGAAGAGGAGAUUAUCGCGUCUGUUAACAAGCGGGAAGAGGAGCUGAAUGAAGCUUGGGUGAUGAGGGAGGAACAAAUUCGACAAGAGGUAGAUGAUAGAGUCCGAUGGAUACAUGAACGAGAAGUCGAUCUCGCCGCGGAAGAGAAUCGCCUUGAAGAGGUUCGACUGGAACUCGAGGGAAAAGUGAGAAAGUGGGAGGCUAAGUCUGUGAAAGGUCGCAAAGAAAAGACGCCCUUGGAAGAAGUCAAAAAUUUACUUGAACCGCUGACCAGACUUAGUUCUCCUUGUCUGGAGAACGGAACUACUCCUGAGGAUUCCACCCCACAAUCCCAAACCAGGCGUCGGCCUGUUGUUUCAUUCCCCGAAAUCUUGACCCCCGCAGCACGACUUGUUCAUGCCACUCCAGCGUCGGCAAUGAAGGGUGUUGUACUUACCUCGACGGGCGAAGUGCUUACAACACCAGCGCCGAGUGAUCUCGCGAAGCUCUUUGUGGAUUCCCCCAAGGUCGGCCUCGACUUUACCAAGAUCUUCGACCCUGAUUGCAGAAAGGCAGAUGUCGACACAGAAGAUAGCGCGGAUGAGGCGGAAUCUCCGCCUCCCAGUCCGAGUUGUCGCAAGGAGAGACCGCGCAGAUACGGCAAUACUGCGAAUAGUGAUCGCAGCGUGUCCCCUUCUAAGCGACCAUCGUCCGCGUCCACCUCAAUCACUUCGAUACCACCUCCAACACGUAUCCGACGACCGUCGAUACGGUCAUCAGCUACUUCCAAAUCGAGCGUUUCCGGCUCCAUGAUUUCGUCCAUAUCUGAUCCCAGUAACCUGACUGGCUCGAUGACCGGGCCAUUGCAGCUUAAACCUCUUCCUCUUCCUCAUCCGCAUCUUCACAAUCAAGCAAAUACUAUUCCUUCAAUACCAACUGCACGUACCGCUGCCUCAGGGCGAUCGAUGCAACGAACAAAUUCUGCGCCUGCGACAACCGAGAUCACAAGAGAAUAUGAUUCGACAGAUGAGGAAAAUCUACCUAGUCCUUUUCUCAAACGUGCAACUGCACGGUCUGGUAGUAUCGGAAAGAGACAUAGCAAUGGAAAUCUUCUACGGGCAGUCGCAGCAGCAAAUUCCACUGCACGAAGGACGAAUGCCUCGAUAUCUGCGUUGUCGGAACUAGGAGCAGGAGUUUCCCCAGUAGGGAACAAUGUUACACGGCCUCCCAUUUUAGGUGCGAGAAAGAUGAGUGAGGAGACCAGGAAAACAUUGCCGCAGCAGUGAUAAUUUGUAACUGACAACAGCAUAUGGACUGUGUUAGUGGUCCUCUUCAUGUGUAUCCAUAUAUUCAUUUGUGUAUUUAAAUCUAUUAAAUGUAGACUGAGU
Messenger RNA from Lentinula edodes (shiitake mushroom), 2680 nucleotides. Its product is annotated as kinase-like domain-containing protein. Lineage: Eukaryota; Fungi; Basidiomycota; Agaricomycetes; Agaricales; Omphalotaceae. Gene Ontology annotation, biological process: protein phosphorylation; chromosome segregation. Gene Ontology annotation, molecular function: protein kinase activity; ATP binding. Bases 119 to 2578 code for a protein of 819 amino acids. Gene Ontology annotation, cellular component: centrosome; nucleus; cytoplasm. The transcript has 9 exons. The record is from RefSeq and is a predicted model, not a curated record.